Penicillium salamii is the source of this 765-nucleotide messenger RNA. The record is from the annotation of a GenBank genome assembly. NCBI's taxonomy places the organism in Eukaryota, Fungi, Ascomycota, Eurotiomycetes, Eurotiales, Aspergillaceae.
AUGAAUACCCAAUCUCUUUUAGAGUAUCUCUCGAUUUCCCUUCCGGCAAUUCCUAUUCAAGGUACUGCCCCAUCGCGGAAUACAACGAACCCCCGCUAUGGCGCGGAAGAUAUCAGCCAGGUCAUCGAUUGGCCAGAGUUCAAUUAUGUAACGAUCAUUCAACGAUACGGUAGCGUUUUGAAUUCAAAGCAGAUCGCAUCCGAUCCCUUCAGGUCCCCUCCUGCCGCCAUUAGGGAUGAACCUCAUUUUCAUCUUCGAUUUGCCGAGCUGCUUCAACCUCGUGUUAGGCGCGCACUGCGCGCCGGGUUCGAGGAGCUCGCACCCCGGCUUCAGCAACUAAGCCUUGUGCCGAUCACUUUUGACGGUGGAGGCUCAGCAGCGUAUGUCGACCAGUUUCGACCAGACACUGCCUUCGUCACUCUUGGGGGCACCUACGCGGACGGCACGAACCGGGCCCCAGGAGAUAUGAAGGUCUCGUGGAAAUGGCGUUCUGACUACCGCCAUUCGCAAAACCCGUUCUUUCAAGAACAAUACAAGCAGGUUCUUUCACAGGUGAAUUUCUAUAUGGGCCAACAUAAAGCGCGCCAUGGCUUUGUGCUUACCAACACUGAGCUGAUCGGGGUCAAACGUCUCGAUACAAACGGCAGUCUAGCCGUCUCUAUGUCAAUCCCCUGGACAGCUGGAGGCCAUGGUCAGCUCACUGUGCUACUGGGCAUUUGGUAUCUAGGGAUGCUUGCAGCCGAAGAAACCAACUGGACUAUUUAA